AAAAUUUUAACUUUUAUAUAGAAGAUUAUGAAGAGUCAAGCGCUUGCGCUUUUUGUUUGAUAAGUUGAACAUGCGCCCCUUUAACAAGGAAAUUUCUGUCAGAUAACAUUGAAGGGUGAUUUUCGACACGAGCAAAAAUGUGAAUUGAAUAAAAAAAAAAUGGCUAAAAUGCAGUUUAAAUCAACCUUGAAUUUUACAAACAAAAAUGCAAUGGAAGAAUAAUUUUUGAAAUUAGCUCCUGAGAAAGAUGGGGCUGAAAUCUAUUCAUUAUAUAUUAUUUUUUCUUAUUUGGAAAGUAAACAUUCUUAAUAGUCACAAUGUACCCUGUGAUUUUAAUCCUAUGUGCCUAUGUUGGGUUCAAGAUGAUUCAGAUUUUACAAAAAUGGACAUAAAUUGUUUAGGUGUUCCAUUUGCUAGAUUUCCAGAUGUUUCUGUAAGCUAUAUUGCACAAUUGGAUGUGGUUGGUUCAGGGAUCCAAAUUUUGGAUAAUGAUGCAUUAGCGAGUUCAACGAGUGUUGAAGCUCUUGGUUUAAUGAGCAGUCAAUUAAUGAGUAUCGGUGAUAAAGCGUUGCAUGGAGUGUCCGACAGUCUUCGUUCAUUAGACUUAAGUUACAAUGCCCUGGAAGAGGUUCCAUUCAAAGCUCUUUAUAAUUUAAGAAAAUUAAAUUGGCUUAAUAUGCACAGCAAUCAUUUGACAUCUUUGGAUGGUGAUUGGGGAAUGGUGAAAAAUACUUUAGCCAGUGCUUUUUUUGGAGACAAUUCAAUAAGAGAAAUUCCAAGAUGUUUUGGAGAUUUUGAAUUUUUAGUAUGGCUAAAUUUGGAUAACAAUAAUUUAGAAGAAAUUAUUGAAUCAUCACUACCUCCAAAUAUUCAUACAAUAAGUUUAAAUAAUAAUUUAUUGAAAUCAUUUCCAGCUAGUGUGAGAAUUUUAAAAGAAUUAUCAUUUCUCUAUUUGGGAGGAAAUGAUAUGAAAACGCUGGAAUUACCCUAUUUUCAUAGUUCAAAUUUGGAAUUAAUCGACGUAAGUGAGAAUUCCAUAGAAAUUAUGAAAUUUAUGGGUUAUCCAAAUCGUACACUAUUUGUUAAAGAUUUUAAUCUCGCUAAUAAUAAACUUCAAUAUCUUCCUGCUGAUAUAUUUCAAUAUAUGGAGGUGAAAAGAAUUUAUUUGUCUUCCAAUGGAAUUCAUACAAUUAAUGAAAAUGCAUUUCGAGGCUUGGAAGAAAGUUUGGAAUAUUUGAAUCUUGAAAAUAAUGAUAUAAAUGAAGUUCCAGAGGCUAUAAUGAAUUUAAGAAGACUUUCAUAUUUAUAUCUAGCUAAUAAUGAUAUUAGUAUUGUAAGAAAUGAUAGUUUUCUUGAAUUUGCUGACAAUUUGAAAGCAAUUUCAUUACAAACAAAUCAUCUUACUUCGAUACCAGUUACUGCAUUAUCAAAAUGUACAAAUAUUUUACAUUUGAAUUUGGGAUAUAAUAAAAUUUCCACAGUUGAACCUGGAAGUUUUGAUUGGGCAGAAAAUUUGGAAAUUCUUUUAUUGAGGAAUAAUAUUAUUUCAAAAUUGGAAGCAGAGACAUUUAAAGGUGCAAAAAAAUUGAAAGAACUUAGCCUUUCAUUUAAUCAUUUGACGGAAUUGGAAAUUGAUGCAUUUUUGGGAAUAGGUGAAAAUUUGGAAAUAUUGGAAUUGAGCUUUGCAUUUGCUACUGAUGUUUUUCCACAAAAGGCACUUAGGCCACUUGUAAAUCUAAUGUGGCUUGUUUUAGAUAACAAUAAUUUUCAUACAAUUGAUCCAACAUCAUUUUAUUCUCUACGUUUAUUGAGAUAUAUUAAUCUUGAAUCUAACAGGCUCCAUUAUUUGCCGGAAAUGAUUUUUCUCUCUGACGUUCAUCCGGAAUUAAGAGACAUUAAAUUGGGAUAUAACUUCAUAGAAGCAAUUCCUGAUGUUACAUUUCAUAAUUUUACAGAAUUAAGAUCAAUUGAUUUAUCUGGAAAUCGUAUUCGACAUAUUACUGCCAAUUCAGUUGAAGAUUGUCCAAAACUUUUGACAAUAUCACUGGCAUACAAUAGAUUAUCAAAAAUGGAUAAAUAUUCAUUUUGUGGAUUGAGCAGUUUACGAUUUCUUCAUCUCGAAUUCAAUAGAUUAACUUCUUUGGAUUUGGAUGCAAUUUUUGAAAGUGGAGAUUCCGAAUUUGCACUAAAUGCCUCAUAUAAUGCAAUUUCAAUUAUAAAUUCUGUUUUUCCAAUGGAAAAUUUGACACGACUUGAUCUUGGAUUCAAUAAUUUUACCCAUUUUCCUGCUGAAGUUUUCAAAAAUAUGCCAAAUUUAAAAUUACUGGAUGUGAGAAAUAAUUUUAUAACGUCUCUAGAUGCAGGUGUUUUUUCUUUGAAACAACUUGAGAUUUUGAAUCUUCGUGAGAAUCGUCUUGAAACAUUGAGAAAACAAUCUUUUUACGGUCUUGAAUCACUUCAAGAAUUAGAUUUAAGUAUAAAUCAAAUUUUUCAACUCUCCACUGAACAAUUUCGUUAUUUAAAAAAAUUACGAGUUUUAAAUUUAUCUCACAAUAAAUUACGUUCAUUAUCUCGUGAUGUUUUUGAAGCAACAAGAUUAGAAAUUUUGGAUAUGAGUAAUAAUAAAUUCACCGUUUUACCAUCACCUUCAUUUUUAGAAGUUGGCUAUACACUUCGACAUUUAAAUUUAGCGGAUAAUUUAAUUGAUCAUUUGGAUUCAAUGGUUUUUCCAAUUUCACAAUUAACAUGGUUGAAUCUUGCAAAAAAUCGUAUUACCAUUCUUCCUGAUAAUUCAUUUGUCUCAUUAGGCAAACUUUUAACAUUGAAUAUGUCACAAAAUAGUCUUCAGGCAAAUUUUAAAGAAUUAUUUCAUUAUCUUCCUGAUUUGAGACAAUUGUAUUUAGCAAAUUGUGGAUUAAGAAAAGUUCCAAUUCUUCCAUUACCAACGUUAAGUACACUUGAUUUGUCAUUAAAUCAUAUUAAAAGUAUAUCAGAUAAAAAUUUUCAAGAUUUAGGAUCGUUGAAAACUUUAUUGUUGAUCAACAAUUCUCUAACUUCUAUAAGUGGAAUUCGAUUGGGACUGUUGAGAGAAUUAGACAUAUCGGGAAAUCCAAUAGAGGAAUUGUCAAGAGAGAGCUUUGUGGGAUUAGCACGUUUGGAAAAGUUAAAUUUAAAAAAUUUGAAUAGAACAACACACGUUGAGAAAGAUUGUUUACGAAAUUUGAAAUAUUUGAAACAUUUAAGAGUCCAAUCUUGGCCAGAUGUGGCAGAAUUUCAUCUUCGUCAUGUUCUUCAGGGAUUACCUUUAAAAACCGUGGAAAUACAAAUGAUGGAACAUUAUCUAAAGGAUCAAAUUCACAAUACUUUUACAAAACAAUUACGAGAGUUGACAAUUACAGGCCACAAUCUUGAAAUGAUUUCGCCUGAUGCCUUUUCAUCUAUUGAAGGAGGGGAUCUGAUUCUUAGAAUUAAGGACACUUCCGUUCGUAGAUUACAGUCUGAUAUUUUUUUAUCACUAACCAAACAUUUAUCACAGCUCACUCUCGAUCUACGAAAUAAUCAUAUCAACGAAUUAAGUCCAUCUGUAAUUUAUGGAAAUUUAUCAUGGGAGACAGUUGGAACCAAUAUGGUGGCUGGUGGUUUACAAGUUUCCGGAAAUCCAUUGGAAUGUGAUUGUGAAAUUGCCUGGUUGAGCUUGUGGCUAAGACGAUGGCUUCGCGAAUCGCGUCAAAUUCACACAGCUUCACAAUCUGAUGCAAGACAACUGCGGACAAUCGCAGGCCGAGCUGUUUGCACAGAAACAACACCAUCAUCGUCUUCAGAUAAAGUUCUUCUCACUUUAGGAAUACCACACACAGCGUGCCAGGCAUCAGCUCUCAGUUCCGGAAAUUAUGAACGAAUGGCUCGUACCUGGCUGACCAUUGUCGAGUUUUUCAUUUUAAUACUCAUAGCCAAUUAAUGCGCGAGAACAUUGUAGAAUCCAUUAUAAUGAUAACGCAUUAAUAAUAAAAAAAAGGAAAGAAAGAGAA
Leptopilina boulardi is the source of this 4028-nucleotide messenger RNA. Its product is annotated as chaoptin. Lineage: Eukaryota; Metazoa; Arthropoda; Insecta; Hymenoptera; Figitidae. The transcript is spliced from 9 exons. The coding region runs from base 248 to 3958 and encodes 1236 amino acids. Gene Ontology annotation, molecular function: protein binding. The record is from RefSeq and is a predicted model, not a curated record.